CUGGACGAGGGUUCUGCCCAAAAAGCAUAAUUUGUCACUCCGACAGCCCCCCUGAUCAACCCCAAAGGACCGCACAUUAGGAUUAUCGUGUCCCGACAGCCCCAUUCGUAUGAAUAAAUCCUCCGUUCGCAAUAAAUCGAUGAAAACAAGCGUCUUACUGAGUCUGAGCGGAAGUGUUGUGUUUAUGUGGGUGUUUUGACGUUUCAUUCAACCCGACAAAACGAAUUUUUUCGUAAAAACCUGCCUCGAGCAUCGAUGAUGUAACAAAUACUGUUUCUAGAGAGGUGUAAAAAAUGAGCAGUUUGACCAUUCUGGACGACGCCGCUCUCUACGACAAUGCCCUCACGCUCGAGAUCGGGCCGAUGGAGACGGUCCACCGCUGGAAACGUAUGCCCGAAUGCGACGAGUUUGUGGGGGCGCGUCGUAGCAAGCACACAAUGGUGGCCUACAAAGGGGCGAUUUACGUCUUCGGGGGCGACAACGGCAAAAGCAUGCUCAAUGAUUUGCUACGAUUUGACGUGAAGGAGAAGUCAUGGGGGCGCGCGUUUACCAACGGGUGCCCCCCAGCCCCCCGAUACCACCACUCGGCCGUAGUCUACCGAAAUUCAAUGUUCGUGUUCGGGGGCUACACCGGGGACAUCCACUCCAAUUCAAAUCUCACAAACAAGAAUGAUUUGUUCGAGUAUAAGUUUCAUUCAGGGCAAUGGGUCGAGUGGCGGUUUUUGGGGGUCAUGCCGGAGCCCCGGUCGGCGCAUGGGGCUGCGGUUUAUGACAACAAGUUGUGGAUUUUCGCGGGGUAUGACGGGAAUGCCCGCUUGAACGACAUGUGGACCAUUUCACUUAAUGGGGAUAGUCGCUGUUGGGUCAAGGUGAUGCAAGUAGGGGAGUGCCCCCCGACUUGCUGUAAUUUCCCGGUGACGGUUGCGCGGGAGCGUAUGUUUGUUUUCAGUGGGCAAAGUGGGGCCCAAAUCACAAACUCGCUCUUCCAGUUCAAUUUCAACACUCAUACCUGGACUCGGAUUACCACCGACCAUAUUUUGAGGGGGGCCCCGCCGCCCCCUGCCCGGCGCUACGGCCACACGAUGGUGGCUUUCGACCGGCAUUUGUAUGUCUUUGGGGGUGCUGCCGAUAGCACUCUUUCAAAUGAUCUCCACUGUUUCGAUUUGGACUCUCAGACGUGGUCCACGAUUUUACCAGCGGCUGAGUCCUUUGUUCCUUCGGGGAGACUUUUUCACGCUGCGGCCGUUGUGGACGACGCUAUGUUUGUCUUUGGAGGCACCAUUGAUAAUAAUGUGCGCAGUGGCGAAAUGUACCGAUUCCAAUUCUCUUGUUACCCCAAAUGUACUUUACACGAAGACUUCGGGAAGUUGUUGUCAACGAAUGAGUUUUACGACGUCCAGUUUUUAGUGGGGCCUGACUCGAAGAAGAUUUUUGGCCACAUGGCGAUAGUGGCCGCAAGGUCGGCGCAUUUAAGACAGAUUUUGAAAAAAAAUAAAGCGAAACGUGAUAGUCACUUGGAGAAAUUAUUCGGAACGGUUAAUGUUCCCUUUAAGGAGGUUCCUUUGGUCGAAAUUGAGUUUCCAGAUGCGAAUCCGGAAGCGUUUGAACUAGUCUUGGAUUACAUUUACAUGGAUUGUAUAGACCCCACGAAAAAAGGGGGCGCAGCAACCGAGACAGUUUUACGAAUGAUGGACGUUUAUCGAUUGGCGGUUGAGUUCGGAAUGGUCCGUCUGGACAAUUUGUGCGUCCAGUAUUUAAACUCUUCUAUUAACAUGGCCAAUGUUUUGGAAGCCCUUGAGACUGCGCAUAAUUUAAAACUGAACGUUAUCAAAGACCACUGUUUGCGUUUCAUCGUCAAAGAAUCAAACUACAACGAUAUUGUGAUGUCCACAAAAUUCGAAUCUUUGAGUAGUAAACUCAUCAUCGAGAUAAUAAGAUUGAAACAAACGGCGAGUAAUAGUAAAAGUGUGAGUGAGAGUCAGGGAGAGUUAGCGGGGACCACUUUGGAACAAGACAUGGCCAUGUUUUUGAAGACACACGGGGCCUCAUUUUACGACGUAGAUUUGGUCUUAGAUGGGAACGUCAUUCCGGCACAUAAACCCAUUUUGGCCGCCAGAAGUGGCUAUUUUGAGGCGCUUUUCAGGUCUUUUAUGCCGACAGAUUGUAAAGUCAAGAUUCAAAUCGGCGAAAUGAUUCCGUCGCUCCAAUCAUUCCACUCCCUCCUCCGGUUCGUUUACUGCGGGGACGUGAACAUGCCCCCCGAAGACUCGCUGUACCUCUUCUCAGCCCCCUUAUUCUACAGUUUUACCAACAACAGGCUCCAGGCGUUUUGCAAACAGAAUUUAGAAAUGAACGUCUCGUUUGAGAAUGUGAUACAGAUAUUGGAAGCCGCCGACGGUAUGCAAGCCACCGACAUGAAAAAAUACGCUCUUGAUUUGAUCGUCCACCACUUUACUAAAGUGGCGAAAUUGCCGCGAUUACGAAUGUUGAGUAAAGAAUUAAUUUUGGAUAUUUUGAUGGCUCUUGCGAAUGAUUUGAGCGAGUCAAAAUGCCAGGACGUGUCAUCCUCGGCGAGCUUCACCGAUGGUUGUACUUAAUGUGAUUUUUUUGAGCACCAAAUUAAAAAACAAAUGUACUCAAUUUAUUUAAUUAAAAAUUUCUUUCACCUAA
Messenger RNA from Tribolium castaneum (red flour beetle), 2670 nucleotides. It is a transcript of the gene Lztr1, whose product is annotated as Leucine zipper like transcription regulator 1. The record is from RefSeq and is a predicted model, not a curated record. Gene Ontology annotation, cellular component: Golgi apparatus. The transcript has 5 exons. NCBI's taxonomy places the organism in Eukaryota, Metazoa, Arthropoda, Insecta, Coleoptera, Tenebrionidae. Gene Ontology annotation, molecular function: protein binding. The coding region runs from base 294 to 2597 and encodes 767 amino acids.